Molecule: messenger RNA, 2709 nt
Organism: Pecten maximus
Lineage: Eukaryota; Metazoa; Mollusca; Bivalvia; Pectinida; Pectinidae
Exons: 2
Coding region: 362-1054 (230 amino acids)
Source: RefSeq, a predicted model, not a curated record
CAUAUCAAUAGUACUAUAUUACACUUCUUUGUGGUUUCAUUAUCACUAUAAUUAUACCGUAAGAUUUACACACAAUUUUAAUCCUGUGAAUGUGUUGCAUUUAAUGUCUAAAACCCAGUAAGAUCCUCUCCAAGAAAUACAAUAGCUAUAGAAUACUAUAGCUGAACUAAGAUGGUGAUAUUCAGUAAAAUGUUAAUUUAAUUAAGACACAAAGGUAAUCAAAAUAGUGACAUAGCAGAAUACUCGCACUCAUACAUGUACACUCCUCUUUAUACCACAUAUCAGAAAACAUGAUAUAAAGAGAAAUGUGACAUUAGACAGUGUGACAUUAAGUGGAGUUGGGCAGGCGGUACACAGCUACAUGACAUUAAGUGGACUUCAUCAGGCGGUACACAGCUACAUGACAUUAAGUGGACUUCACCAGGCAGUACACAGCUACGUGACAUUAAGUGGACUUCACCAGGCAGUACACAGCUACAUGACAUUAAGUGGACUUCAUCAGGUGGUACACAGCUACAUGACAUUAAGUGGACUUCACCAGGCGGUACACAGCUACAUGACAUUAAGUGGACUUCAUCAGGCAGUACACAGCUACAUGACAUUAAGUGGACUUCACCAGGCGGUACACAGCUACAUGACAUUAAGUGGACUUCACCAGGCGGUACACAGCUACAUGACAUUAAGUGGACUUCACCAGGCGGUACACAGCUACAUGACAUUAAGUGGACUUCAUCAGGCAGUACACAGCUACAUGACAUUAAGUGGACUUCAUCAGGCGGUACACAGCUACAUGACAUUAAGUGGACUUCACCAGGCGGUACACAGCUACAUGACAUUAAGUGGACUUCAUCAGGCGGUACACAGCUACAUGACAUUAAGUGGACUUCAUCAGGCGGUACACAGCUACAUGACAUUAAGUGGACUUCACCAGGCGGUACACAGCUACAUGACAUUAAGUGGACUUCAUCAGGCGGUACACAGCUACAUGCAUAGACAUGCACAGACAUGCACAGAGGCUUUACUCAUAGUCACAUACAAAAUGUACAUGUGUUGAAAAACAUCGAAAAAAACAAACCUACAUCAAUUAUUUCAUAGACAUUGUAAACAUAAAAUAUAAUCAGAUAUAUAUUUACCUACUAGUAUAUCAGUUUUAUACAUUAUAUUUCUAUCAUGUGAAAUAUUAACUCUUCUAAGAGUUUUCACGCAAGAGUUUCUAAGAUUAAGGUAGAUCUGUGAUAAUGCUAUUGUCUGAAUCAAAUUGUCUGAGUUUUCAGGAUUUCUCGGAGACCCAGGAAUGGUGACUCUGAGACAGGUGAUGUGUGCUACUUUUGUGAUAAACUGUUUUGUUAUAAUAUAAAGCAUGAUAGGGAAAACGAGAAUAAGACAUGUCUCAUCAAUCUGAUGUCUCAAUUUUAAUGAGCGUUAUCACCCCUUGCAUUACAACUUAUACUUUAUGGUUGGAGUGGAAAUGAUAACCAAUUGAAGCCAUAUUACACCUGUAUUUUCUGUGACGAGCAAUGAAUUGUUUUAUUUGUAGACAGGUUAUUUUAUUACCAUUUAUCGAAGUAAUAACUAUUCAUUAUUCAAAAUCAAUGAAAAAUGACAACAAAGAUUUGGAGGAAGCAAUGAGAUGACUUUCCUAUAUACAAGAACCUAUUUCUUGGCUAGGUUACUAUGUUUGGUGUAAAUAAGACUGCCUUGAUGAGUUUAAGAGCUCUGGUGCAUCAUACUUCAAUAAUUAUAUAUAUGAUUAUAAAUAUUGGUAAGAUAUAUUAAAAGAAAGUUGGCCACUUAGGAUGUGAAAGCAUCUUUAAUAUAUCUAUAAUACUUUACGAUACCAAUAAUAUACUACUGGGAAGUACAUGUAUAUAGAUUUAUGUACAAUAAUUCCAUCUGUCUCUCUCAAGACAUAUAAUUGUCUCGACUCCAGACUCCAGAUGAUGACAGAGAUUGUCUCGAGUCCUGUCUCGACUCCAGGACUCAAGAUGACAGUUCAAAAUAUUUGAUUAAUGUUUUGUUUAAAAUAACGGAUUCUAAAAAUAUAUGUUAUUUGUACAUCGUUUAUUGUUAUUCCUGUACGUUAUUUCUAUAACAAGAAAUUUUAUAUAUUGAUUACAAUGUACUAAAAAUUGUAUAAAUUUACUAAAUGGGAAUAUACAUUUCCUUGUUGUUGAUAUUUGUAAAUUCAUUAAGUGAAGGCUAGAUAAAUUAACAUGAUCCAAUUAUACAUUUCUGAAAUGAAUUUAUUUCAAAUGUUUCCAGAUAUAUACAGUAUGCUGUACAUAUAUAUAAUAUUUGUAUGUUUCCACAUACACUGUACAUUGUACAUCUAUAUAAAAUUUGUAUGUUUCCAGAUAUACACUGUACAUUGUACAUCUAUAUAAGAUUUGUAUGUUUCCAGAUAUACACUGUACAUUGUACAUCUAUAUAAGAUUUGUAUGUACUUUACUGUUAUAUAUAAUUGUGUUCAUAAUUAUUAUGUCUCCAAGUAUACUCAAGCAUAAAUGUAUAAGUAAUUAACACAUAAUUGUACUCAUAAUAACCUGAGCUUCUUAACUCACCAACUAAACGAACCAUACCUCAAGUUUAUGGAAGUUGAUUAAAAUGCAUCUGUUGAUUUAUUUCAAUUGAUGAAAAUUGAAAAUGAAAUUCCUGGUGAGUUUUGAACCAUCUAAAUGUUUCACAAAGAAUUAAAAGAUUAUUCUUUUU